AUGGAAUCAGAGUUCGUGGCUCUCGCUUCCGCCGGUCAAGAAGCGGAAUGGUUGAGGGAUCUUCUGUUGGAAGUUCCAUUGGCUAAAGACAAUGUCUCAAAAGUGAUGAUACAUUGCGAUAGCCAAGCCACAUUAGCAAGAGCAUUCAGCGAAGUGUAUAAUGAAAAGUCUAGACAUAUAGGACUUAGACAUUCGUUCUCCUGGAUCCAUUUAAUUUUACCGAAUUUUCUAACAGUGAAUGAUGCCUGUAUUGUUAGUGUAAAAAUUUUUGUUUGUAAGUCAGCAUAUGAGAAAAAAGUCCAUGGAUCAGUUCAUUUAACAUUUGAAAGUCAAACUGAACCUUUUAAAGUGGAAGAUCAAUGCCCAAAUUUAGACUCUCUUUCAUCUGUUUGCCUUGAACCUACUAAAGAUCCUGAUACAGAGUUUAUGUUUGCUGCAUUGGGGAGAGUUAUUUAUUUUCUUAAGACAAGAGAAGUGAGUGACAUGGAUAUGAAAACUUGCAAGGAAUUUCAACUUUUAUGGGAUAGACUUGCCAAGUUUAAAUUUGAUCUUACUUGGCUAGAGCCCUAUGUUCAAGCUGCAUUGGGAAUGAGAAGUGUUUUGGAGAAAGCUAUGGAAGUUGAAAAACUGAAAGAGAGUGUUGUAGUUCUAAAGCUGGAAACAGAAAGGCUAACGGCCAAGUUGGUUGCUGCUGAGGAAAAUCUUUAUUAUGAAAGAGACUUGUUGAAAGCAAAUGGUGUCAAAGAAGUUGAUUUUUUUUCUGAAUUUGGAUGUGGGAGUUAG
Molecule: messenger RNA, 783 nt
Organism: Lathyrus oleraceus (garden pea)
Lineage: Eukaryota; Viridiplantae; Streptophyta; Magnoliopsida; Fabales; Fabaceae
Exons: 2
Coding region: 1-783 (260 amino acids)
Source: RefSeq, a predicted model, not a curated record